AUGGACUCCAAAUGUCAACGCGUGGAACUAAAUGAUGGUCGUUUCAUUCCUGUGUUGGGCUUUGGUACUGCUGUACCACUAGAUUUUCCUGUGAGUAAGGCUAAGGAGAUCACGGAAAUAGCCAUUGAGGCUGGCUUUUGUCAUUUUGAUACUGCUUCUGUCUAUCAAAAUGAAGAUCAUGUGGGAGAAGCCACCCGAAGCAAGAUUGCUGAUGGCACUGUGAGGAGGGAAGAUACAUUUUUCACAUCAAAGCUUUGGUGCAAUAGCCAUCGCUCAGAAUUGGUGAGCUCUUCUUUGGAACGGUCACUGAAGAAACUUCAUUUGCACUAUGUGGACCUUUACCUCAUUGAUUACCCAAUGGCCCUGAAACCAGGAGAAGAUCCGUUCCCAGUUGAUGAACAUGGAAAAUUAAUAUUUGACACAGUGGAUUUCUGUGACACCUGGGAGGCCAUGGAGAAGUGUAAGGAUGCAGGAUUGGUCAAGUCCACUGGGGUGUCCAACUUUAACCGCAGGCAGCUGGAGAUGAUCCUGAACAAGCCUGGACUCAAGUACAAGCCUGUGUGCAACCAGGUGAGAAUCUUGGCCUUCUCUUCCCUUUGUCCAUUCCCUUGUUUCCCUUCUUGCCAUUGGUUGAUAGGUACUCUUCUGGUAUUCAUCUUAGCUUUGUGGAAUGGCAUGAGCCUAU
This is a messenger RNA of Psammomys obesus (fat sand rat), 685 nucleotides long. RefSeq names its product aldo-keto reductase family 1 member C21-like. The record is from RefSeq and is a predicted model, not a curated record. NCBI's taxonomy places the organism in Eukaryota, Metazoa, Chordata, Mammalia, Rodentia, Muridae. Gene Ontology annotation, molecular function: ketosteroid monooxygenase activity; aldose reductase (NADPH) activity; steroid dehydrogenase activity. Gene Ontology annotation, biological process: steroid metabolic process. The transcript is spliced from 5 exons. Gene Ontology annotation, cellular component: cytosol. The annotation marks the transcript as partial.